Molecule: messenger RNA, 2383 nt
Organism: Macrobrachium nipponense
Lineage: Eukaryota; Metazoa; Arthropoda; Malacostraca; Decapoda; Palaemonidae
Product: cytochrome P450 2L1-like
Exons: 10
Coding region: 729-2150 (473 amino acids)
Biological process (GO): xenobiotic metabolic process
Cellular component (GO): intracellular membrane-bounded organelle; cytoplasm
Molecular function (GO): oxidoreductase activity, acting on paired donors, with incorporation or reduction of molecular oxygen, reduced flavin or flavoprotein as one donor, and incorporation of one atom of oxygen; iron ion binding; heme binding
Source: RefSeq, a predicted model, not a curated record
GUUUGUCAUUCUCAGUUUCUUAUCACCAUGAACACGUCACUUCCUUAUCGAUCAAAUGAUAGUGUUGAAUUGCACUAUCUUCAGUUGCCCUGAUAUGGUUGCGCUGGUAAAUUUAGAAUUUCAGAUGACUAGUUUGAACUGUCUACCUCGAAGCAACCUGCCUUGUAUUGUUGUAACGAGAGAGGGACUCGGGUCCCACGAACUGUUUUUCUUUUUGUAGCAACAAACAUUCCCUAAUCGUCAAUAAUAUAAUUAUUUUAAAACACAAUGUCUGACACCAUGAAAAAGUAUCUAAAAAUAUUAAUUAAACACCGUAAAUAAUAUUCCCAAAAAGGAAAAAAACUGGUUUUCGUAUUCACAGGAAUAGGCCUACUGGAAAUAAAAGGUUAAAUUUGUUCUAUCUGGGAAAAAGGUAGAGGAACUUUAGCGUUUCAUUUUUCUUUAGGCCUAACAGGAAAACUUACAUAGUUCGAAACAACUGAAUAAAUAAGGAAAGGCAUUCUCUAAUUCCUCUCGGUGACAAUGGCGUCACACACAAGCACAAGUGGUUCAGGUUAGCGCUACUUGGCAACUGUAAAGCAAUCAAGGCCUUGAUAUAGACCCUCCUCCUUCCUUCCGUGACAGUAGACGGCAUUGACUCAUUGCAAGUGAAUUUAUGGCUGUUCUGGGUGAAUCCAAAGCCAGUCGUAGGAUUUAGGUUCUGAUCGUAUGAGAAAUCCCGGACAACGAUGAUUCUCGAAAUCAUUCUCUUCCUCUCCCUCGUUCUCAUCCUUCGCCAUUGGCUCAAGAGAACCAAGGGAUUACCUCCAGGUCCUCUUAGGUAUCCGAUUUUCGGCUCCGGUUUCACUUUCCAUUUGAAGAAAGUAGAGUACUACCAGAAGAAAUAUGGAGACGUCUUCAUGUUAGAAUUUGCUGGAAGGAAACUUCUCUACAUCUGUGACUACAAACUGAUGAAGGAUGCCCUGGGAAGGACUGAGUUCUCAGAUCGUCCAAAUUUAGAAAGAUUCCACUUCAUGACUGACGGGAGGGAAUCAGGUCUGAGGUAUGACUUACACGACGAGGAGGUCUGCGAUUUCAUCAAGAUCAUGAAAAGGCUCCAGGAAGACGCCUUUGGGUUUUUCAUCCUCGAGACUUGCCCUAUCUUGAAGAAGAUUCUCCCAAAAUAUGUCAUCAACAAAUUCUUCCGAAUGGAAAUUCUGGAUCACACUGUGGCUGCUACAAAGAAGCUGUUUGGGAAAACGAUAGAAGCUAGGAAGGCCGAGCUAGACAUCAACCACGCAGAGAAUGUGAUCGACGAGUACCUCAUUCAGAUGAACGACAAAACAGAAAUAGCAGAGUUCUUCAAUGAGGAAGACUUGAUGACGGUCAUCUUUGACCUGUUCAGUGCCGGUUUCGAGACGACCUCCAUCAUGCUUAGAUGGAUGAUACUCUACGCAGCUAAGUACCCGGAUGUCCAGAAGAGAGUUCAGGAGCAAAUUGACGAAGUGGUUCCUCGUGGGGAGUUUCCCACCAACCAACACAAGUCACAGAGUUUAUUAGUUUAUCUCUUGGUUUUCAUUAUGUUUGUGCUUAGUCUUUUUGUUGUUAACAUUAGUUGGUUAUUUCUUAUUUAUCUUCCUUGUCUUGAUUUAUUGCUAUGUUUAUUCUUCUGUUACACAACUGGGCCUCUGUUCCUUGCUACUUCUAAUGGUCAUUUCAACUUCAGGUUACCUUUGCUGGAAGCCUUCAUCCACGAGGUCCUUCGAGUGAGCUCCCUCUUGCCCUACGGUGUACUUCACGCCACCGGUGCGAAUACCCACCUAGCAGGAUACCUAGUGCCAAAGGGCGCGUUAGUCUUCGCCGUGAGUGGAUUUUCCCAUCAGGAUCCACGCUACUGGGAGAGUUCUCAGGAGUUUAGGAUCGAAAGGUUCCUGGAUGAGGAAGGAAAGUUCAUUCCUCACAAGGAAGGAUUCACUCCAUUUUCGAUAGGCAAAAGGAAUUGCUUGGGAGAAUCUCUGGCCAGGAUGGAAUUGAGCAUCUUCUCGGCGGCGCUGUUCCAGAACUUCACUUUCUCGCCGUUAGAGGGACGGGAGAUCGACCUCACUCCGCAAAAUGCACCCUUGGUGAAUUUAGCGCAGGACCAGGGCAUUCUCAUAUCCGCCAGGAACUGAAUUUGAUGAAUUGUGUAUGUAUUCACACACAAACAAGUCCAUACAGAAACUGUAUAUUAUGCUUUGUACUCACUAUACAGAUAGAUUCACCUUAAUCUUGUAUAAACAUAACUAACGUCGUAUCUAUGUGAUAUCUUGUACAAUGUUUUUAAACUGAAUUUCCAUCUAUCAUUAUGUAAGCUUUAUGUUUUAUUGUAAGAAACUUUUAGGUCCUCAAUAAAGAAUAUUUCAUA